Prunus armeniaca (apricot) is the source of this 1509-nucleotide messenger RNA. NCBI's taxonomy places the organism in Eukaryota, Viridiplantae, Streptophyta, Magnoliopsida, Rosales, Rosaceae. The record is from the annotation of a GenBank genome assembly.
AUGCCAAACUCUAAUAGUAGAACAGCCCCAGAGAAGAAAGUUGAUGAAUCUGUUGGCUAUCAAGAGAUUUACAGUCAGGAGGAGAGUGAACUUGAAAAUGCCAGAGCUGAAAUGGGUGAGGUGAGAGAAGAAAAUGCCAGACUAAAAUUGACCUUACAGCAUAUGGAGAAGGAUUACCAGUCUCUCCAAUGUCGUUUUUUUGACAUCCUUAGACAAGAGGCUUCCAAGAAAGCUACAAAUGUUGAUGUUGGUGUUCAUCGAAUCGAAGAACCCAAUCAGCUCUUGUCUCUUCGCCUCGGAAGAAGUCCAAGGGAGCCCAAAAAUGAUGAAACUAAUACCACCAACUUCAAACUUGUACAAGUUGAUCAUGAAGACUUGAAUGCCAACCUUACUCUUGGAUUAGGUAACUCUAAAUUAAUGGAGUUGCCUAUGGAGCUUGUGCGUAGCCAAAAACCUCAGGAGACUAGUUUGGAAGAGCCCAAGGAUCAUUCAGAAGCUGGAGCUGGAGAAUCUUUGCCUCCAUCAAGUAAAACACCAAAGACAACGAGAAAUGAAGAUGAUGAAGUUCCACAGCAGGCCAAUGCAAAAAGAGCUAGGGUUUCCGUCAGAGUUAGAUGCGAUACCCCAACGAUGAACGAUGGAUGCCAAUGGAGAAAAUACGGACAGAAGAUUGCAAAAGGAAAUCCAUGCCCACGAGCAUAUUACCGCUGCACAGUUGCACCAGCAUGCCCUGUGAGAAAGCAGGUGCAAAGAUGUUAUGAGGAUAUGUCUAUCUUAAUCACCACCUACGAAGGAACCCACAACCAUCCGCUUCCAUUCACAGCCUCUUCCAUGGCUUCCACCACCGCUGCGGCAGCUUCCAUGCUAUUGUCUGGCUCCUCCACAUCUCUGCCGGGUUUCUGUUCCACAGACACUCUACUCAAUGGAUCAGAUUUUGGUGUCUUUGAUAGUUCAAGAACAAACCAGCUCUACUUGCCCAAAUCUUCCAACCCUUUGCUCCCCACAAUCACUCUAGACCUCACUGCUUCUCCAUCCUCUUCACCAAUCCAUUUGAAUAGGCUGUCUUCUAGCUUUGCUUCAGCUUGCACAUUCCCUUCAAGCCUCAGCUUUUGUUCCUCAGAGUCCAACAUUUCGCCCAACAGUAAGGGCAAUGGAUACCUUAAAUAUGGCUCACUGCCGUUUGACAAAGGGUCCUUCAAUCUAGAUCAACCUUAUGCAGAAAAGAAUCACCAAUCUUCUUCUCAGGUGUCUUUAACAGAAUCUUUAACCAAGGCAAUCACGUCAGACCCUAAUUUCAAAUCAGUAAUUGCCGUAGCACUUUCAUCCAUGGUUGGAGGUGGUGCUGCUACUCAUCAAAACCAAGGCGAAGGCGAAAGAUUAGGACACCACUUGAAGUGGAGUGAAGCUGCUCGUCAGUUUACUUCUCAUAAUCCAUUGAUACAGAACGGGAAAGGAUGCAGCACACCGAGCAUUUUCAACAGAUUGUCAUCUUCAGACUCUCAAAAGUGA